ACAAAAAAAUCGCAACUACACUUUAGCAACUCGUUAACUCCUAGCCGUGACAAUGGCUAAUUCGAAACCGUAUAUUUGUUUAGCUAUCCUAAUCUUAGCCAUCCUAGUAACGGUUUCCGAGAGCCGGAUUGCGAGAAAAAACCUAAGCCUCGACUUGGGGGGUCUAGGCAUCGGUAUUGGUACUGGAAUUGGCAUUGGAUUAGGAGGUAGUGGCAGUGGUUCAGGAGCCGGUGCAGGCUCCGGCUCGGCUGGAGGGUCUAGCUCGAGUUCUAGUUCAAGCUCGAGUUCAAGUUCAAGUUCACGUGGUGGUGGUGGUGGUGGUUCGGGGUCAGAAGCAGGCUCGUCAGCGGGCUCUUCGGCUGGAUCAAGAGCCGGAUCGGGAGGCGGUGGUGGAGGUGGAUCGGGUGGUGGAGGAGGAUCUGGCCAUGGUGGAGGAUCCGGUGAGGGAAGUGGUCAUGGUGAAGGUCAAGGAUCGGGUUAUGGUGGAGGUGGUGGAAAUUGAAUCCAUGAUAAAAAUGAUCGAGUUUAAUGGUCCCAUAUAAAAAUGUUAUGUAAAAAUGUUAUGUAAUGUGUAUUGUGAUAAAUUAAUAAAUGGGGUAAGACAAAAUCCAAAUAUCUAA
Messenger RNA from Salvia hispanica, 620 nucleotides. RefSeq lists its product as uncharacterized. The record is from RefSeq and is a predicted model, not a curated record. NCBI's taxonomy places the organism in Eukaryota, Viridiplantae, Streptophyta, Magnoliopsida, Lamiales, Lamiaceae.